This is a messenger RNA of Zalophus californianus (California sea lion), 3063 nucleotides long. It is a transcript of the gene FKBP9, whose product is annotated as FKBP prolyl isomerase 9. Gene Ontology annotation, molecular function: peptidyl-prolyl cis-trans isomerase activity; calcium ion binding. The transcript has 10 exons. The record is from RefSeq and is a predicted model, not a curated record. The coding region runs from base 139 to 1860 and encodes 573 amino acids. Lineage: Eukaryota; Metazoa; Chordata; Mammalia; Carnivora; Otariidae.
CUUUUCCACGUUUGCAAACGCCGCGGCGCGCCCAGCUCCGACCCGCGCUGCCCGAGCUCCGCACGCCCUCGCCGGCUCCGCGUCGCGCCCCGCGCCCGCCCCUCGCUGCUCUCCUCGUCGCCCCCCCCCCCCCCCCCGAUGGCGUUCAGGGCCCGGGGCUGGCGGUCCCCGCCGCCGCCACCGCUGCUGCUGCUGCUGCUCUGGGUGACGGGGCAGGCGGCGCCCGUGGCGGGCCUGGGCCUCGACACGGAGCUGCAGAUCGAGCGGCGCUUCGUGCCCGACGAGUGCCCGCGCACCGUGCGCAGCGGCGACUUCGUGCGCUACCACUACGUGGGGACGUUCCCCGACGGCCAGAAGUUCGACUCCAGCUAUGACAGAGACUCCACUUUCAACGUGUUUGUGGGAAAAGGACAACUGAUUGCAGGCAUGGACCAAGCUCUGGUUGGGAUGUGUGUAAAUGAGAGGCGCUUUGUGAAGAUCCCCCCAAAGCUUGCCUAUGGAAGUGAAGGAGUUUCUGGUGUGAUCCCCCCAGAUUCAGUUCUUCAUUUUGAUGUACUCCUGAUGGACAUUUGGAAUUCUGAAGAUCAAGUUCAGGUUCACACUUAUUUCACACCUCCCACUUGCCCUCGGACCAUCCAGGUGUCUGAUUUUGUAAGGUACCACUACAAUGGAACGUUCUUGGAUGGGACACUGUUUGAUUCAAGUCAUAAUCGCAUGAAAACAUAUGACACAUAUGUGGGCAUUGGCUGGCUGAUUCCUGGAAUGGAUAAAGGGCUGUUGGGGAUGUGUGUGGGGGAAAAGCGCAUCAUCACCAUACCUCCUUUCCUGGCCUAUGGAGAAGAUGGAGAUGGGAAAGACAUUCCUGGACAGGCAUCCCUGGUGUUUGAUGUUGCAUUACUGGACCUCCAUAACCCCAAGGAUGGCAUUUCCAUUGAGAAUAAGGUAGUCCCAGAAAACUGUGAGCGGCGAAGUCAAAGUGGGGACUUUCUCAGGUAUCAUUACAAUGGCACCCUUCUGGAUGGCACCUUCUUUGAUUCCAGCUACUCACGGAACCGCACCUUUGACACGUACAUUGGGCAGGGCUACGUGAUUGCUGGCAUGGAUGAAGGUCUACUGGGUGUUUGCAUCGGCGAGAAGCGGAGGAUUGUGGUCCCCCCUCACCUCGGCUAUGGAGAGGAAGGAAGAGGGAACAUCCCUGGUUCAGCCGUGCUGGUGUUUGACAUCCAUGUGAUUGACUUCCACAACCCUUCCGACUCCAUCAGCAUCAUCUCCCACUACAAGCCCCCUGACUGCUCCGUGCUGAGUAAGAAGGGGGAUUACCUCAAGUAUCACUACAAUGCCUCGCUUCUGGAUGGGACUCUGCUGGAUUCCACGUGGAAUUUAGGCAAGACAUAUAAUAUUGUUUUGGGAUCUGGACAAGUUGUGUUGGGAAUGGAUAUGGGUCUCAGAGAGAUGUGCGUCGGAGAGAAACGGACAGUGGUCGUUCCACCCCACCUUGGCUAUGGGGAGGCUGGUGUGGAUGGAGAAGUGCCCGGCAGCGCCGUCUUGGUGUUUGACAUUGAGCUGCUGGAGCUCGUGGCUGGUCUGCCUGAGGGGUACAUGUUCAUAUGGAAUGGCGAGGUGUCACCCAACCUCUUUGAAGAAAUCGACAAGGAUGGUAAUGGAGAAGUCCUCCUCGAAGAGUUCUCAGAGUACAUUCAUGCCCAGGUGGCAUCUGGCAAAGGGAAACUCGCUCCUGGUUUUGAUGCUGACAUGAUCGUGAAGAAUAUGUUCACCAACCAGGACCGGAAUGGAGACGGGAAGGUCACGGCAGAAGAAUUCAAACUCAAAGACCAGGAGGCCAAACAUGAUGAACUCUAAACCUGACUCAGGCCACUUGUGUGACACCAAGCCCCCUGUCGUGGCAGAACAUGAAGUGAGGCGUAAGGGUCUCUCAGAAGGGGAAUGAAUGGUCCACAAGCAGUAGAUGGUCACACAGUACCUGGGGCAUGUCAGGGAUGGGUUGGUAAACAUGGUGAGAACUUUAGGCCACAUGCCAGUGAUACGAAACAAAAUUGGUGUGCGGUGCCUUAGCAGGGGCUGUGUAGAAUAUUGAAAAGGCUGCACUGUCAGCCAUUGUUUUGUGAGCCUUCCGGGUAGUUUUGUUAUUAAAGGAAAAUAGUGUCAUACAGAAGUUACAACCAUCUUGGAGGGAACAGAAAAGAAGGUGUCCAGGAUAUCCACAUAAAGAGGAUUCACAUUGUUUUGUUUUUUAACUUGCUGGUGUUUUAAAAGUGUUCUCCAGAUGAGCAGAAAGGACAAAGGGCAUGUCCCAGCAGCAUUCCCCGAAAGCCCCAGAAAACUGUCAGUGGCCUGUACAGGCUCUGGUCAUGCCCAGCUUCCAUUUCCUGCCACACACACACAAAACACACACACACACAACUCAUACAUGUGUGCUUUUGUAGUUAACCAGGCCCUACCUGUUGUGGUCUUCUGAUUGGCCGGGUAACUUGGAAGUUAAGAAGAAAAUCAGUGGACCAAACAAAAGGCAUCUUGGACCACGAGUAGAGAAUUUGAUUCUGUGUUUGCCAUGCAAGAUUAUCUGCUUCACCCUUUCUUACACCCAUUGCUCUGUCCUCCCUGAAUCUUUUGGUCAGAUAGAUAUGCACAGGGCUGGUGGCUAAGCCAUGCUCCAGAGUAUCUCACUGUGACCAAGAUGGAAAUGUCACCCCAACAGAUGAGCAUAAACAAGGUGACAUAUUUCCACUCAUUUGUGUCCUGGAGAGGGAGGUGCCCGAAAGCCCAGGGGCCUCUGUGUCAGGAAACAAGGACAUGGUUAUCUUGUAGCCUGUCCCCAUGUUACGCAGUAACCACCUUGCUGCCUUAUGUGCUCUGUUCCCAAGCGGUGGUGACAUCCACCCUGAAAUAAUCAAUGAUUUUCCUUUGGAAACUGCUUUAUUUUACUAAUUUAAACUGUUUUGUACUGAUGUAGCCCUGAGAUAGUUCAUGAAAAUGCUGUGCACUCAUUCAGUGGAAUAAAUGUUGGAAGACUCAUCCUUUCGCAUAUAAAAAAUUGAAUUAUAA